Messenger RNA from Marchantia polymorpha subsp. ruderalis, 483 nucleotides. NCBI's taxonomy places the organism in Eukaryota, Viridiplantae, Streptophyta, Marchantiopsida, Marchantiales, Marchantiaceae. The record is from the annotation of a GenBank genome assembly.
GUGAAUUAAUAAGCAUUAAACACUGAAGAGUCUACGUGGUCCAUGUAGAUAUCAAGGAGGAUAGGAGCUUAGCAUGCGGAGAAUGCCAACUUGAAAACUUAAGCUUACUAGCUACCUUGGGUUCAUCUGCACUUCGUCUUUUCUGAGGAAUAUGCCCCAACAAAAUGAACUUCGCUGCUGCUUUCUAAAUCAGUCAUCCUUCGUCGUAGAUCCUCUUCCUAAGAUUAGGGAGGCCAAGCUACUAAAGGUUGUCGACGCUGCAGAACACCAUCUGCUUGACAGCGCAGCAGCUCUCGCUCAAAGUGCUGUCCACAUGUCAUGCAUACAAUUAUUCGCAGCAAGGUUAAAUGACGCGUUUAGCGGCAGGAAGUCAAUCUCUCACUCUGACUCCAAUUGCAGUCUUCUAAUCUCUCCACUUCCGCCCCCGCCUGAUCGACAGGUGGCAUGUCGGGGCGGCCUUCCGACUUAUCCCGUCUAGCGUUA